ACCCGCCACCCCGCCGCGGGCCGGCUCCUCGCGGCGCCCCGCGCUCCGCCGCCCACCUGUCGCCCGCCUCCUCACACGGGCGCCGCGGGGGGCGGCGGGGAACGGGGCGCCGUGCGUCCCCCCCCCCCGGCGCCGACCCCCAAGUCCCGGGGGCCCGGCAGCGCCCCCUCCCCCGCCGGUGCGUGCGCCUGUAAGGCGACGGCGCUGCCCGGGCCGCCCCCCGGCCUCGCUGCAAGAUGGAGGGAUGCGUGGCCGUGGAGCGAGCCCGCAGCGCGCCUCCGGUCAUUUAUUUCCCCCCGCCGCUACCUGCGUGAGGGGCCGGAGAGCAGGAAUGGUUAUUCAGUUGCCUUGGAGAUGAUCCUGCUGCUGUAAAUGUAGGGGUGAAGAUUAAUGGUGUGGGCAGUAUGGACCUAAUGAACGGACAGUCAAGCAGUGUUAAUAUUGCAGCUACUGCUUCAGAGAAGAGUAGCAGCUCUGAAUCCUUGAGUGACAAAGGUUCAGCUGAACUGAAGAAGAGCUUUGAUGCAGUGGUAUUUGAUGUCCUAAAGGUUACACCAGAAGAAUAUGCGGGUCAGAUAACACUAAUGGAUGUCCCCGUAUUCAAAGCAAUUCAGCCAGAGGAGCUGGCAAGCUGUGGCUGGAAUAAAAAAGAGAAAUACAGUUCUGCACCAAAUGCUGUCGCUUUCACCAGAAGAUUCAAUCACGUAAGCUUCUGGGUUGUUAGAGAGAUUCUACAUGCACAAACUUUAAAAAUAAGAGCUGAGGUUUUGAGCCACUAUAUUAAAACUGCAAAGAAACUGUACGAACUGAAUAAUCUGCAUGCUCUUAUGGCAGUUGUGUCAGGCCUACAGAGUGCUCCAAUUUUCAGGCUGACUAAAACGUGGGCGUUAUUGAGUCGAAAGGAUAAAGCCACCUUUGAAAAGCUGGAGUAUGUUAUGAGUAAAGAAGAUAAUUACAAAAGGCUUAGAGACUAUAUCAGCAGCUUGAAAAUGACUCCUUGUAUUCCCUAUUUAGGUAUUUAUCUGUCCGACCUGACGUAUAUUGACUCUGCCUACCCAUCAACAGGGAGCAUUCUGGAAAGCGAGCAAAGAACAAAUUUAAUGAACAACAUUCUUCGGAUUAUCUCAGAUUUACAGCAGUCAUGUGAAUAUGAUAUUCCUCUGUUGCCUCAUGUCCAAAAAUAUUUAAACUCAGUUCAGUACAUAGAAGAACUACAAAAGUUUGUAGAAGAUGACAAUUACAAACUUUCGUUAAAGAUAGAACCAGGGACCAGCACCCCCCACUCUGCUGCUUCCAGAGAAGAUUUAGUAGGCUCUGAAGUUGGAGCGUCUCCACAAAGUGGACGGAAAAAUGUUGCGGCUGAAGGAGCCUUGCUACCACCAACACCCCCUUCGCCUAGGAACCUGAUACCACAUGGACAUAGGAAGUGUCACAGUCUGGGAUACAAUUUCAUACACAAAAUGAAUACGGCUGAAUUUAAAAGUGCAACAUUCCCCAACGCAGGACCAAGGCACCUACUGGAUGACAGCGUCAUGGAGCCUCAUGUCCCAUCCCGAGGGCAGGCAGAGAGCUCCACCCUUUCUAGUGGAAUUUCAAUAGGCAGCAGUGAUGGUUCUGAACUCAGUGAAGAGACUUCAUGGCCAGCAUUUGAAAGGAACAGGUUGUACCAUUCUCUCGGUCCGGGGACAAGAGUGUCACGAAAUGGCUAUCGAGGCCACAUGAAGGCCAGCAGCUCUCUAGAAUCUGAAGAUUUGGCUGUUCAUUUGUAUCCAGGAGCAGUUACUAUUCAAGGUGUUCUCAGGAGGAAGACACUGUUGAAAGAAGGCAAAAAACCUACAGUAGCAUCUUGGACGAAAUACUGGGUAGCACUGUGUGGAACCCAACUCUUUUACUACGCUGCAAAAUCUCUGAAGGCUACGGAGAGAAAACAUUUCAAAUCCACGCCGAGUAAGAAUGUGUCAGUGGUGGGCUGGAUGGUGAUGAUGGCAGAUGACCCUGAGCAUCCGGAUCUCUUCUUACUGACUGAUUCUGAGAAGGGAAAUUCAUAUAAAUUUCAAGCUGGAAACAGAAUGAAUGCAAUGCUGUGGUUUAAACACCUGAGUGCUGCCUGCCAAAGCAACAGACAACAGGUUCCUGCCAACUUGAUGACAUUUGAAUAAUAGGCGAAUUCAAAAGAACCAUCUCAUAACUGAGAACGAGGUCCUGAUGAAAAAUGUGCCAGCUGUAUUCUGUGCCAGAACAGAGCCCAUCAACUCGAUCUCUGAACUCUGGAGCCCUGAACAAAACCACUAAUGAUUGGGGAGCAGAGUCCCCCAAAUUAAAAAUGGAGUUGCAACAUGAAUUGCCAUGGACCAUGCUUCGUUAUAUUCUCUGAACUGACCUGUGGAAACCACUGCCUUAAAGAAUGAAAGGAAAAACAACAUGAGACACCAAACAGUGUGUGUGAAACUUCUGGCGGUGCUGUGCUUGAGUAAAAUAGAUUGUAGCUAGUUUGAGUUUCUUUUAACUUUAUACUAAUUUUGAAUAUAACUCACCUUUUUAGGCAUUCUUAAGAAAACAAGUGAACCUGGUAUUUGAGAGUUGUAUAAAAGCUAUGUAUGGACCGGGUAAAAGAGGUACUACGCGUUUGAAAGAUGUUGUUUAGACUAUACUAUACCAGGAAUUCUUGAUGGAAGCUUAUCCCAGGCACGCUUAGCCUGGAGCAAUGUUAUUUCUCUCAGACCUACGAGUAUAAGAAAUGUUAACAACUGCAAGUUUAAAAUAGCAGUAAGCUUGCAAACCUUAGUACUGUAUGGGAGCCGUAUUCCCUAUGAGUGGCACAAAGGCCGAGCACUUAGACGCCAAAAAUUUUUUUGGUAUGUUGUUACCUAAUUCCUGGUUAAAAAACAUAGUUCACAUGGGUUUGGGUGGUCAGGGACUGUGUGUGGAAGAGAAAACUGAAAGCACUGUCGGGUCAGAACUGAGUGUUUUCUUCCCAUGUGAUUCUACACGUGUUAUUCUCCUGCGUACGAAGGCAGAAAACCCAACAUGGGGGUAUAGCUCACGGAGACGUUUUACUUCUCUGGGUAUCUGUUAAUUAUCAGUUAGGGACCACUGACAGUGUAUGGUGUUUCGUAUUAUCACUGAAGAUCUGCAUUUAAAAAGAUAGAGGCACAGUUUCAAGCUUUCAUGUUCUUAUUUGGCAAUAAUUGAUUUUAGUAUCUGUCUUGGUCAAAAUAGUUGACGUUGUGUGGUAUUGAUAACACGGCCUAAAGCAGACCUUACGUACAGAAGCUCUUUUGAUCUUCAGACAAAUAAUUAAUUCAUUAAAGGUAGGAUAAGUAGGAUAACCUAAGGAGAGAAAAGGUGUGGGACUACCAAAAUUCCAUCCUUGACAGGAGUAAUUCUUGGUCACUGAAGUUACUCACGGAGAAAAACAUUAUGGUUGUAAAAAGGGAGCCAUGCUUUCUGUGCGUGUUUUAUGCUUAAGACUUUGAUUCUUGCUUUAUUUGGAUUUCUUUGACGUCACCUAGAUAUAGUUUCCUGGUUGAUUAGUCUUUCUUUAAUCUUCAAAAAUAUUAUCUUUGUAAAGCAAGGAAACAUUGUCCAAAAUAUGACUCCGAUAUCAAAACUUUGAAGUCUGUGAAAAAGUAGUAACUGUUCCAUGACAUUGUGGUUUAGUGGCCGUAAAUACGCUUGCAGAUUCCACCAUGAAUACUCCUUUUUUAAAAAACAAACAAGCUACCUACCAGUCUGUGGCAGAGUUCUCUGACUAUCUAAUAAAGGUUUCUACUAGCAGUUACUAGUUUGAAAAUGUACAGUUUGUUUAUUGCACCGAAGUAGAAGCCUAUAAAUUCACGUUUUGGUUGUUUUCCAGAGUCAAAUUAAUCUCUUAAUGGAAAUGAUUGAUUUCUGAUGACUGGGGGGGGCAAAAAAAGAAGAAUAAUCCAAUCUCACAGUAAAAAAACAAAACACAAAACCCCCAACCCCUUCUUGGUGAUGUAAAGGGUAAUAGGCUGGUUUAUGUUUCCAAGAAUUGUUCUUGCAAAUUGGCACUUGGUAGAAAGAAAACAGUAGAAGGAUGCUUCUGUCAGAACUGCACCACAAGCACCAUGGGAAUUUGUGUCCCUUUGCAAUUUUUCUUUGUUGUUGUUUUGAUGGGGAAUGAAUAGUCUGUUCUGAUCCUGAAGUCAUGUAUUUUGGGAAGGGGUUACUGGUGCUGGAUCCCUCUGCAAUUCGCGUAUCUCCCAAGUUUACCCAUGUUGGGUGUGUAGCAAAGGCAACAUCUUCAUAGCCAGCGGUGUUACUGGAGUAGACUUUGCACAACUUUAGUUUUGGGGUUUUUUAUGUUAAAAAUGACUUAACGUGUGUUUCUUCUCAAUGACUAAGUGUUUUUUUAACAGUGUGUGUACUUUUUUUAAGCGUUGUGGAUAAUAGCCUGUGGAUUUUGAAUUUUUAAAUAAGCUAUUAUAGGUUCAUUGCAGUGUAACUGUAUUUGUUCUUCUGUUAGUGAAAGGAAACGUGCACCUGGGAGCCACAGCCUGACAUCACCCAGCUUUGCUAAAGACAGAGCCAGGUCACAAGGUGUCAUUUAUAUUUUUUUAUUAUUAUUUUUAUUUUUCCAGCUGUUUUGAGUUAGGUUUUUAUGGUAGGAAGAUGGUGAGGGAAACAGCUCACAAAUCAUCAUUUAGUGAAUUGUUGCUCUUACCAGCUUUCAUUGUUCUUCGGCCUCCACUCUUCCUUGGUUUUCUACCCACAGAUAAUGCUGUUUUUCUGCCCACAGAUAUGCUGUUUUUCGUGGGAGAAAUUGAGUGUUGUGGGAGGAGUUUCUUAAAAUGUGUAGCCAGUGUAACUGGAGUGAGUAAUGACAAUGUGGAAAACAUUAUUGGCACUUGUUACAAUGAGUAGUUCCCUACUUUCCUGUUGUUGAUCUCCUAUUUAGCCACCUAGUCCUACAAGGCAACACAGAAAGACUGAAAUGUUACAUAUUUUGAGAUAAUUGGUGCUCAGGAAGAGGUGGUGGAUUUGUUCCCCGAGGGAAAGCUGCCUCAGCUAACCUUGGAAAGACUGACAAGUCAAAUACACUGUAAAGAACAUAGUAAUGCUCUUUCAAAAAAAUGCAAAAAACAAACAAACAAGCAAAAGACUGAAAUAAUUAAAACCAGUGCUGAGAAAACAAGGACAGCAACAAGCUCUCGUAUUUCAGGUAAGACUGUCAUCCAGACUACUUCAGAUAGUUGGCAGUUUCUCUUUUGACUUUUAUUUUUAAUAUAUUGCUCGAAUUCUUUACCUUGUUAAUAAUUGCUGAAAUACUUCAGCUUAUGUUUGUCACUUUCAUUUCUUAAAGUUUUGAUAUUUAAACUAAAGAUGCCCCUUUACAGUUCCCUGUUUUGGAGGCGUGUGAGCAAAAAGUAUUCAGAGUAGAUCUUCCUAGCAAGACUUCACAUGCAAAUGUUAAUCGUCUGCUGCCUGCUAACCUUUUUGUUAGCCAAGCAGUCUUGGGAAAGACUGGACACCAGGGAAUGUCUGGUUUAUGGAACUGGUGCAGCGCAUUGGAAAUACGUAACAUUGCACUGAUUAUUGAUUACUUACUGCUAACUUUUAUCUUUCUAACUUACUCCAUACUGCUUUUGGCUAGGUUUUUCAAAACCUGACUUCCCUUCCAGUGUUCUCAGAAAGCAAGUAAGGAGAUUUAUUUUUGAAAAAUUCUGAUAAUUUGAGUAAACACAGCUCAUCCCAGACACGUAUUUCAUUUUGCAGACAUUUCAUGCUAGAGGGAUAUUACUCAGGAUAUUAUGAUUCAUUAAAUAUUUAGGUGCAAGUUACAGGUAUUAAAAUGACAAAUACUAAUAAAUGAAUGCUCAUAAAUACUUACAUGAAUGAGCUUUAGCACCCAGCUUUAAAUUGUGUUAGUUAGUUCUUUUAAAUUACUGUGAAAAGCAUAUCCUACUUAAGAAAGAUCUGAGAAGGAGAAUACUGCAGUGGCAGACCUUAUUGUCAGCUCUGCAGCUGCAUUAAGCAGCCCCCUAGUUACGCAGAUGUUUUAGCCCACUGCCCGAGGAAUCGGUGCCUCUUUUGGGGAAUCAGUUGAUUAACUUUCCUCCUCAAAACGCUACUACAGAGCACUUGAACUUCUACCAAGAAAAGCGUUUCUAGAAGCAUGCAUAUUUGAAAACAUCUUGGGAACAAAAGGAAGCAUAAAAAAACCAGCAGGAUUCUAUUAGUUGUUUUUUCCUCACUAGAAGUAAAUGCAUCUAAUCUAAUUUUGCAUGCAAUAUCAGCCUCCUGUAUUUGCGUUUAUACAAUUUCAACAAUAAGUCUUCCUCUUUUGGCAUCAGACAUAACAAAUGUUAAAAGGAAAUGCUUUGCUUUCCAGCAGAAGUAAUUGCAGGUUUUUGUGCUGCUAAGGCACUGGAGGAGGUGAGGUCCCUUUUGAUAAAAGGCAAAUUGAUUUUGUGGUCUUUGUUAACUCUAGCAAAUCCUGUCUAAAUCAAGAUAAGAUAAAUCGUGGGAUGUUGCUGCUUCUGGCUCUUUCAGUGGCAUUUUUCUUCAUUCUUUGUCCUUUUUUUCGGUAUGCUAACUCAACAGCAUUACUAGUUCCAAUCUUUUCCACGGCUGGCUGCAGUAUGCUGCCUGUUGCAAGCAUCAGGACACCAGGGCUGGUACUAAAUCACAUCAGUUAAUUCCUCAUUCUCCCUACAAGGACAAGUUUUAAAAGUUCUGUUAUUACUUAAGUAUUGUGCUUUUUCUUUCAUUUUUUCUCUAAAAGUGGCUUGUGCAUAAGGUGAUUUGGCUUGGGACAGGUGUCAUUAAAAGAAUCUGUACGAGUGGACAUUGAAUUUGUCUGUAGACCGUUAUCCUAUUUUUAAAACCAUCAUUCGAAUUUGUAAUGCAUCAAGAGAGAGUGAGUGCUUGGAUUUAAGGAGGCUUUUGUCAGUGCCUUAUUAUUAACUUGAAGACCAAUUCCUUUAUUUCAGUGCUGAGAGUACCACGGUGGCAGACCUGCGUACCAUGUCCUUGAUGUACCAAGGGGCAGUGUUCCUUGCAGUCGUUGCAUUUCUGCGGCAGUUGGUUGUUUUGGUCAAUGUGAAAUAGUUGUGGCUUGAGUUGCUUUAGUUGUUUGUGGCUUUUUUUCUGUUUGAAUAGCCUCUUUUUAGGAAAAAUGCAGAGGUAUUUGGUAGCUUGGGCUUGCUCAGCUUUUAUCAGACCUAGCUCAGACUUCUUCAAAAUUAAUUUAUUUCUAUUCUGGUAUGUCUCUAAAUGGAUUUAGUAGGAGAGAAAAAUUGAAGAGGUUAGUCCAAGUCGUGGUCUAGACCACAUGAACUUAAGACCUCACAUUAUUAGAAAGGAGCUUGCUUUCCUCUCUCCCUUUUUGAUUUAAACAUUGGAGAACAUUCUUAGGAGAUUUAUUUCUUACAAGCUUUUUGUUAACGUAAAAUAAAUACUACAGGAAAAAACUGUUUGGGGAAAGAGAAGGCUUGGAUAAAUCUUAUUCUUUCUUAAUAUCCCAUAAGCUCAGUUAUGUAUAUUGUAUUUCUCGUGCCAACACUGUAGAGAGUACUGUCCUUCACUGAAACAACUCCUAGAGAUAGUUUUAGUAGCAAGACUUUAUAAGCUUCGCAUGGGGAAAUGAGAGAAGGAAUGUGUUGUUCUUCAGCAAUUAAACAUCUGUUUUCCUGGAACACAUCCUUAUAAAAACAUAGCGGUUUUACUGUAGUUCUUAUAAAUCCAGGUGUCAGAAUGGGAAGGAUAGGUUGAAAAUUCAUCUUAUUCUUUUUAAGAAUCUUGAAAGACAAUAGAAGGGUUAGGUCAGAGGGGGAAAGACCAGUUACUUAGUUUAGCCGUGCCUGUUGCAGAACAGAGCUGACAAGUUUUCUUGAAGUUACGUUGCUAAGAAAAAAGGUGUAUGAAAUGUAAUGAAAUGCAGGUUGUGGCUGUUAACCUGAUCUUGCUCCAGUGACUAAAAGCAUCGUAAAUAUUCUGCUUCCUUUGUGUGUUUGAUUAGCAUAUUAUUUCUCUUUAUUUGGGUAGGUUCUGGCCUUCACACGUGUUUCCUGAAGGUAUUUCUUACCAUUCCAAAGCUGUUCAUGGAUGAAACUGAAAAGCAGUAUAAAUGGAUUAAAUGUUGAAAUAAAGGUUUCUAGGGUGCCUUGUUUACAGGCACUUCUAGCUCCUCGGGUACAGGAGCAUAUCCAUUCAAUUACUACUGUACUGAAGUGUGAAAAGCACCAGGAAAUCGUAGACAGUGUUUUAUAAUAAUCCUGUGAGGACCAACCAUCACUGGAAGGGGGGAUCAAAGUUGUCAUGCAGUAAACAAGCCAUUUUUAAUAUUCCCUGCUGGUGUGAGGCGUUCUAGAGAUAGAGGGAUUGCACCAUGAUCUCGUUGAGUGAUGUGCAAUUUGGCUGUCCUCUAGCCUUUUUCUUCAACUUUUUUAAUACUUUAUUCUGUGUGUGUGUGUGAAAAUUGUGUGUUUGCAUAAGCUAGUUUAAAUGAAUUUAAGUACAGGUUUCAAAAAUCUUUCCUACUGAAAUAAAUGAUUUAAAAGAUG
Molecule: messenger RNA, 8528 nt
Organism: Falco peregrinus (peregrine falcon)
Lineage: Eukaryota; Metazoa; Chordata; Aves; Falconiformes; Falconidae
Gene: RALGPS2
Product: Ral GEF with PH domain and SH3 binding motif 2
Exons: 20
Coding region: 405-2159 (584 amino acids)
Biological process (GO): positive regulation of GTPase activity; Ras protein signal transduction
Cellular component (GO): plasma membrane
Molecular function (GO): guanyl-nucleotide exchange factor activity
Source: RefSeq, a predicted model, not a curated record